ACAACGGUGUCCAAUUCCGCAACCUAUUGAGCGAACCCAAGACACAAUUGGGCACCACAACAAAAAAGAAACGCCAACACGAAGUGUGCGCUGCCCGAAUUUAUAUUUGACUUAUAACCCCUCCACCUAAGUAGUACUUCAGACCGCCAUGCUACCGCUUCCUUCAUCGAACAAUCCAGACACAUCACACUUGUAAUGUGCCGAUUCUUAGUUUUCCGCGGCAGCGACGAGAUCCUGCUCUCGAAGCUCAUCCUCGACCCGACGCACUCCAUCUUGAAGCAAUCGUUUGACUCCCGUUUGCGACUGGAUACCAGACGAGGCCAGAACAAUGCUGAUGGCUUUGGCAUUGGCUGGUACACCGACCCCAAACUAGGUGCCGCUCCGUGCCUCUUCACUUCCACCAUCCCCGCGUGGAACUGCACCAACCUGCAUCGCAUAGCCUCCAAGACGGCCUCCCACCUAGUUUUCGCCCAUGUUAGAGCUACUACGGAAGGUUCGCUGAGCGAGGACAACUGCCACCCGUUCUACCAUGGCAGCUUGAUGUGGAUGCACAACGGUGGACUGGGAGGAUGGAAACAUAUUAAACGGAAGUUGGCCGAGAGACUUCAUGACAAGUGGUACCUUCGUGUUCAGGGUGGUACCGACAGUGAGUGGGCAUUUGCUCUGUUCCUCGACCGUCUGGAACGCCUGGGUGUUGAUCCCAGCUCCCGACCCAAGAACGGCUUUGGUCCUACCGUGUUGCGCAAGGCACUUCUGCAGACCAUCGAGGUCAUCAACGAACUCACCACUAGCAUUCCCGAGAGCAUUGUUCAAAGCGAGAACGUCGACACGCGAAGUCUGCUCAACUUCGCUGUGACUGACGGAGAUAGUAUUCUGUGCACGAGGUAUGUGAGCAGCAAGACGGACGAGGCCGCGAGCUUGUACUAUUCCUCAGGCACCCAGUGGGAGACGAGACCCGCUCCUUCGAAUGACCGGGAUUACCAGAUGGAGCGGCGAGAUAAGGGCGCCGACAUCGUGCUCGUGGCCAGCGAACCUCUAACUUUUGAGCGAGAAAACUGGGUCAACGUUCCCACCAACUCCCUCCUCACAAUUCACCAUCAGUCAGUCAUGGUCCAACCUAUCGAAGACGGUUUCUCGGCGAAGGAUCCCUACCACAAACGAUCCUCGGCAUUUGCAACCACCAAGGGUCUUACGACAAACGAAAAGGCCGCAACGCGGGUCAUGUCUAGUCCUCUAUCCACCCCUAACCCGGAUACCGACUCCCAGAAGCGCGUCUUUGGGCCCCUGCUUCCUCUCAACCUUCUCAGCCGCGCACCCGAGCCUACCACUCUUUCUAUCCCUGUGCCCGGACCUGCGCGCAAACAAACACCACUGUCGAUCUCGGAGACGGCUAAUGGUGGCCCCGACCUGCGGACAGUCACACUGUUGCCGCAGCGGCCUGAAAUCGGUGCCAAACAACCGAGCCAGGGGAACAUUAAGAAAAAAAGACGUUCGCUCAUGACGGGCGAAUUCUCGCACCCCGCUGAAUAUUUGGAUACCGAACACCAACCUCCGAUACCAGAUAGCCCGGUUAUGAGUCCGACGCGAGCGAGCGAAUACUGCAAUAAUGAGAAGGCAGCACGCGUCCUCGGUCUUGCGCUCUAGAAUGGCACCGAUGAUGUCGUGUGCAGGAGAAUGUGCAUGUGAGAGG
Molecule: messenger RNA, 1690 nt
Organism: Pseudomassariella vexata
Lineage: Eukaryota; Fungi; Ascomycota; Sordariomycetes; Amphisphaeriales; Pseudomassariaceae
Product: nucleophile aminohydrolase
Exons: 4
Coding region: 196-1644 (482 amino acids)
Source: RefSeq, a predicted model, not a curated record